Messenger RNA from Leucoraja erinaceus (little skate), 5669 nucleotides. RefSeq names its product neuralized E3 ubiquitin protein ligase 1B (gene neurl1b). The coding region runs from base 533 to 2203 and encodes 556 amino acids. Gene Ontology annotation, biological process: ubiquitin-dependent endocytosis. Lineage: Eukaryota; Metazoa; Chordata; Chondrichthyes; Rajiformes; Rajidae. The record is from RefSeq and is a predicted model, not a curated record. The transcript has 5 exons. Gene Ontology annotation, cellular component: early endosome. Gene Ontology annotation, molecular function: ubiquitin protein ligase activity.
UAACAUUGGCUGUUUUCUCCAAGCGAUGGGCUUGAAGUGCUGAAAAUCAUCGCGGGAUUGGCGGCAUGGGUUUAAUGAUUUCAGUGCGGUGGGAGACGGUGACGAGAUGGGCAGCGCCGUUGCUAGGAUCAUUAUAGAUUGCAGUCGGAAGUAGUUGACUUUUAACAAGUCGGGGAGCAGUGGGUUGGCGAGGCGUCGCCUUGUGUGUGUGUGUGUGUGUCUCACGGCGUGGCCAUUUCCACACGGUGCGGUUAGAGAGAUAAACCGGGCUUGGAGUUUCCCCGAUGUGGAUCAACGUCCGCGACCAGCCUCUCGUUGCCCAGAUUUCUUUUGUGUGGAAAGCAGGCGAUGCCCCGGAGAUUCCCCUCUGAGCCGCAAAACCUCCCCGUUCGUUUUGUUCCUCUUAAAAACAAAACCAACUCGCUUUCACCCGAGUGGAUGGACCUUCUGAAGCCAAGGGGAGAGAUCACAACCCUGGUCAUAUCCACACAGAAAUACCCUAGCUCUGCCUUGCGGUAAAUGAAAGGAAGUGAUGGGAAACAGUGUUCAGAAAACACAUGCAGAUGCAUCGCACCAUGCCCGCUCGGGAUCUGCUCGGCAGUAUUACACACUUCCACCUAGCAGCCAUGAACGGAGAGCACAUACAAACAUUACCGAGCCUCCAAGGUUUCACUCACAGGCCAAAGGAAAAAAUGUUCGCCUGGACUCGCAUUUCAGAAAAGCGUCCCGGAAGAACAGUUUCUGCAAUGGUGUAACCUUCAGCCACCGACCAGUCCACCUUUAUGAGAAAGUGAGGUUACGAUUAUCAGUGGUCCUUCAUGGAUGGAGCGGUGCUUUGCGGUUUGGUUUUACAUGUCAUGAUCCCUCUCUGAUGAGCUCCACAGACAUCCCAAAGUAUGCGUGCCCUGACUUGGUAACCAGGCCUGGUUAUUGGGCCAAGGCAUUACCGGAAAGGUUUGCUCUGAAAGACAAUGUCCUUGCCUUCUGGGUGGACAGACACGGACGAGUGUUUUAUACUGUGAAUGAUGAAGAGCCUGUUCUUUUCCAGUGUGGCAUUAAUGUUUCAGGACCACUCUGGGCGCUGAUCGACAUCUAUGGAAUUACACAAGAAGUCCAAAUGCUUGAGAGUAUGUUUGCAGAAACCAUCACUUCAGCACGACUCAGCACAGCACGGCUCAACAGUUGCCUUCCUCAGACUAGUCAUGACAACGCCAACUUCAAUAAUAACGAACUGGAGAACAGUGUUGUGGUGUCAAAAAUAACAAACCUAAAUCUAAGCGAAGUUCCCAGCCUUGCGCCAGACAAUCAUAAUUUACCUUGUUGUACCAACAGACGGCUUAGAUCGCGAGGCCUGCCAUCUUUUCUCGACACUGACCUUCACUUUCACUACAUACGAGGGCCUGAUGUUACCCUUUCUCAGGAUAGGAUGGGAGUGUGUACGAACUGGCAGGAGAGCACUAGGACCCUGGUGUUCUCGGAUCGCCCUUUGCAUACUGGGGAAACCCUGUAUGUGGAGGUGGGGCAGUUAGGGUUACCAUAUUAUGGCGCCCUUCUCUUUGGCGUAACGUCUUGCGACCCCAGCACGCUGCGAACAAACGAGCUCCCAGCGGAUCCAGAUUUCCUACUUGACCGUAAGGAAUAUUGGGUAGUGUGCAGAGGUUUCUCAGUGCCCAACAGCAGUGAUAUUUUCAGUUUCACUAUUCUGCCAAAUGGAGAGCUGCAUCAUCGUGUUAAUGGAAUAAACAUAGGGAUGCUGGUUUAUGUGGACACCACACAGUCACUCUGGGUAUUCUUCAGCUUACAUGGAGUGGUCAACCAGCUGAGGAUACUGGGUACAUCCCAGUCGACCCCUGUGGAUGUAUCUCCUUCAGGUUCUCCGGGUGGAUCCCACUAUGACAGUGACUCUGACAUGGCAUUCAGUGUUAAUCGGUCUUCAUCUGCAUCUGAAUCAUCUCUGGUGACUGCGCCCAGCUCCCCACUGAGCCCUCAGUUGUCACCGUCCUUCUCCCCGCCCGAUCCACCGGACAGCAAAAAUGGCGAGUGUGCUGUUUGCUUUGACAGUGAGGUCGAUACGGUUAUUUACACCUGUGGACAUAUGUGUCUCUGCUACGAAUGUGGUCUUAAGCUGAAGAAGCAAAUCAAUGCCUGCUGCCCUAUCUGCAGGAGAGUCAUAAAGGAUGUCAUUAAAAUAUACCGUCCAUGAAACUUGGCCUUUUUCAUAAUCCACACUAUAAUUUUUUUUUAAAUAUAGAGUUUUUAUAGAUAAGAAAGCUUCUAUUGCUAACUGUUAUCUCAUCUAUAUGCGUUCACAAAGUGUGGCUGUGUUUAUUUGACUGAUUUUCUCACACUCUCUCUUUCUCUCUCUUCGUACUCUUCUUCCUCUCUCCUCCCGCUAUCCCUGUUGUCAAUCACCUGCAUGUAGAAAACCAAGCUGGAUGCUCACAUCUCCAUCAGUAGCAACAAUGUCACUCCAUGUUUGACCAACAUGUUGGGCAACUUAAAAGGAGAAAUUUGGACAUUGUGUAGCAGUUAAACUGAGCAGAGCUCAAACUGACUUAAAUAAAACACAGCAAACCAGAUGAAGAGCAACAUUUCGUGUAAUUUGCUUUUUUGUCUGUGGUUACAAAAAUAAAGAUAUUAAUCAUUAACAUUGACCAAUACAUUUGAGAAAGUAAUGUAUUUACCCAUAAUUAUCACCCUGUGUUUUGAUCAUACCAAGCACAAUAUCCAUGAUGAUUCAUCACAAGCAGGAUAUUUACCACAAACAGUUACCAGUUGGUUUGCAGAGGUUAGAAAUGUGUGUUCCCUGCAAAGACUCGUAUUUGCUAUGUCUGAUUCAUAUACAACAGCCUGCAAUUUGUUUUCAGAGAAAGCUCAAUUGUUCACACUCAAUGGAAACAUGUCUUCAGUGUACGUUUUCAAAACUAAUCUGAAGAAAAGAGACACGCUUCUAACAGAUUAAUUAAUAUAAAUUUGCUAUUCUGUUGUUUAUGUUACAUACAUGCCUGGAUUGAUAGAUCGCAAUAGUGAUGGGGCCCAAAUCUAUUUUGUUUGUUCAAAACAACAAGUAGUGACUUUUAUUCAAAGAUUAAGGAGUUUGAUAGGUUUAGUGUAAUGACUAAAACUGCAAUAUCUUUUUUUUUGGCAUAAAUGCAAGCUAAAUAAUAUUUUGCAAUCUAAUGAAAAUUGCAAUAACUUGCCCCUUGAUUUUUAAAAGCAAUGCCAUUUGAUUAUUUGUUUAGAAGUUGGCAUUUUACUUGCAUAUGCUGACAGGGACUGUUCAUGUGUUUCAGUUCUACUUCAGCUGGUCAUUAUGUUGUGCGUUCCUGUAAGAAGUAGUCAAGCCCUGCAAAUUGUUUUUGCAUGGAGCUUUGCCUCCCUGUAAUCCAUGGGUUGGUACAGAGAAGAAUUAAUUCCAAAAAAUGGAAGAGAAACUAAAAGGGAACACACUCUAGAAGGCUUGGAUCCAUGAGGUAAAGUUUAAAUUGACCUGUAUGUUGCAGAGUCCAGGCUAACCUGCCAGCAAAGAGAUAUUGCAACUUUAGCAUGACUUGAAAAGAUAUGAAGUGUUAUGCUGGAUUUUUUUCUGUGAUGAUUUAAAGCUACAGGUGCCUUACAUAGGAAGGUGAUGCACUUUGUUUUCCAAUCUCCCCAUGAAUUCUGACUGCCACUAUUAUAAAUUCACUGAUUAAAGGCAAAGUAGUUUUAUAGAACUCACAUGACAACCACAAAAAUAUUUUCCUUUUGAUAAUAGAAUGAAAAUGUUAUGUAACACAAAUAUAUUUAAUAUCUUGCCUAAUUUACUGACUUUGUACAAAAAAUAGUAUCUAGUUUCAGUAGCUUCUUGUUUCAGUAUUGAAGAUGAUGGUAUAUAUCCUAAACUUCAAUAGAAACUUUGUACGAAUUUUGCCUGCAAUAUAUAGCGUAAAGCAUUAUAAUUUGGGGGGUUUUUGCACUUAAUUUAAAUGUUUUUUGUUGUCCAAGAUUGUGUUUCUUGUGUGACACUGAUAGAAAGUGGAGAAAUAUAGAAUCUGUGUUUUUGUGUGUGUGCUAGCACUGUGAAUGGUAAGAUUAAUAGAUCAAUUAUAAAGGACAGAAUGAAAAAUGUGAGUAUCAUUAACCUGGGAAUGACCAGAUUGCCACUGAGAACCGAAUAGUGGUUACAUCAUUUGGUAACACAUUCUUUGAAGAAAAUAUGAACAGGCAUACGUUAAAUCUGUGAUUAUUUUUUGGUGUUGAAAUUUGGAUUUAAAUAUGUAAAUAUGUUCAUUUAAAAUUCACAGCAAAUUUCAUGUUGUUUUCUUUCCCCUCACUUUAUAUUCCUCUUGUCCACCCCAGUAUUAUUUACCUGCACAUUAUUACUUCCAUCUCUUAUUACAUGACUAUCUUGCAUGAUCAGUAAAUUCAACUCGAUAUUUGCUUUAAUUUUUGUGCUUGUUUAUUUCCUUGCAUGAGUUAUUGAGUUGAAAAACUAUGCUUUCUACUUUUCCCGGUUUUAAUGUGCCCUUGUUUAUCAAUAAACAAAGGAAUCGUGAGCAAUUUGCUUUCAACGCUAAUUACAUUACCUUCAUGCAGGAAAUAUAGAAACAUAGAAAAAUAGGUGCAGGAGUAGGCCAUUCGGCCCUUCGAGCCUGCACCGCCAUUCAAUAUGAUCAUGGCUGAUCAUCCAACUCAGUAUCCUGUACCUGCCUUCUCUCCAUACCCAUACCCCUUGAUCCCUUUAGCAACAAGGGUCACAUCUAACAGAAAUCUGCGAUCUGAAUGAUCAAAGUACCUGCCUGAAAGUAUGCAAAGGCAAAUCAGAUUCAGAAAAAAGACACUGUUUCUUAAUGAAGGGUUAGCAUUCUUUGGUAAAUGCAGAAAUGUUCUGCCCCAGAAAUAUAGAUUUAUUGUAAACACUGGCAGAAAGUCAAGAAAAAAAUAGGAUUGCAAUGCUACCAGAACUAGAAAGAGCUUGCAGGUAUUAAUUUUAAUAAAGGCAGAAAAUGAAUUUAAAUAAACUUUCAUGACCUCAGGUUUUACCAAAGUGCUUUACUAUGUGCACUGUGUGUACUAGUUUAAAAUAUCGACUUUAUUAUAAUGUGGAGUAACCUUUUAAAUUACACAGAGCAAAUUUCUGUGAGAUCUUCUGUUUUUUGUUGCUGUUUGUUGAAGAAUUAAUAUUGGCCAUAACAUGGAAGGAAUCUCCUAUUCUUCAUAUGGGAUAUUUUAUGCCUGAGGGGGGAGAUGUAAGCUUGGCUUAACAUGUCAAAAGUUCUGCAUCUAUGUGCUGUUGAGAUUAUGUCAUCAACUCUCUGGUAUUCACCUUCAGUAGAUUUCCAGCAGAAUUUGCCCGGAUCUGACCAUGGUUAUCCAUUUCCUAUUCUUCAUUCCUCUCACUUCCAAAGGGACUGUCUCAUCAUGUUUAGUCCCAUUACCGAUGCUCUCUCUCUCUCUUGCGCUAUCUCUCUCUCUCUUGCGCUAUCUCUCUCUCUCUCUUGCGCUCUCUCUCUCUCUCUCUUGCUCUCUCUCUCUCUCUCUCUCUCUCUCUCUCUCUCUCUCUCUCUCUCUCUCUCUCUCUCGCUCUCUCUCUCUCUCUCUCUCUCUCUCUCUCUCUCUCUCUCUCUCUCUCUCUCUCUCUCUCUCUCUCUCUCUCUCUCUCUCUCUCUCUCUCUCUCUCUCUCUCUCUC